GUUAGAUAUUAUUCUUUUCAUUCUGCUGAGAUGGAGACGAUGUAUCACAGGUUCCUGUGCAUACCUUUUCUACUGAUUUUGGGCUUGGCCCAAGGACAAUCUAAAGGUCUACAGACUGUUACUACCUUUCGUACAGGGCUAAAGCCUAUUGAUGUCACAGCCAUUCGUACAGGGCUACAGCCCAUUGCUACCUUUCAUACAGGGCAAAAGCCUAUUGAUGUCACAGCCAUUCGUACAGGGCUACAGCCCAUUGCUACCUUUCAUACAGGGCUACAGCCUGUUGAUGUCACAGCCAUUCGUACAGGGCUACAGCCCAUUGCUACCUUUCAUACAGGGCUACAGCCUGUUGAUGUCACAGCCAUUCGUACAGGGCUACAGCCCAUUGCUACCUUUCAGACAGGAGUACAACGUGUUUCAACCUUUCAUGGAGAGCCUGCCAGUACCUUGCAAGGAAGUGGAAGUACAGUCAUUAAAAAAAUAAUGGUUUCAUCCAUGAACCAACCAGUAUCUAAGAAUGAAGGAAUAGUAGAAGUUCCCCCUCCAUCCGGUGGAACACAUGUGAUAACUGAAGAAAUGAAUUGGCAUGGUGGGAGGAACGGCCAUAAAAUGAAGAAACUAGGCAAAAAGAAACAUCAUAAGAAUAGGCAUGGUGGGAAGAACCACCAUAAAAUGAAGAAAAUAGGCAAACAUCAUGGAGGUGGCAGGAAAUUCGGCAAAAAACACAGACAUCACAAGUAACACAAGAAGCAUGAGUAAGAACAGCUGGAAAAGAAAGAUUUUGCCGCUUCAAGAGGACAAGUCACUCAUUCCACCUCUGCUAUAAAAUUCUCCGCAAUUUAUUUUCAUGUGUAAGAAAAGUUGAAUGUAUAACCUCUAGAAAAAAAUCCUAUAACCGACAGAUGUCCGAAUUGAUUAAAAAUGGUCCAGUAGGACAGCUCCCAUGGACGUCUAUGGGAAGUCGAUAACUUUUACCUGGUGAAUUUUUGUAUUAGCGUUUUUCGUGGGUUUUUAACACAUAAUAAAUCUUUAAUUUUUAGAGUUUGAAAGAAAUAUAGUAAAACCAAAUUUUUAGCGAUUCAUGGAAAAAAUAAACAUUGGAUUGUUAAUGAAUAUGCCUCUAAGUAUAUACGUGCACAGAGCUACUGAAUAAACUGCUGAAUAAACCAA
Molecule: messenger RNA, 1167 nt
Organism: Xenopus laevis (African clawed frog)
Lineage: Eukaryota; Metazoa; Chordata; Amphibia; Anura; Pipidae
Gene: sgp.S
Product: skin granule protein S homeolog
Exons: 3
Coding region: 31-738 (235 amino acids)
Cellular component (GO): extracellular region
Source: RefSeq, a predicted model, not a curated record